This is a messenger RNA of Batrachochytrium dendrobatidis JAM81, 1127 nucleotides long. RefSeq lists its product as uncharacterized. Gene Ontology annotation, molecular function: DNA replication origin binding. NCBI's taxonomy places the organism in Eukaryota, Fungi, Chytridiomycota, Chytridiomycetes, Rhizophydiales. The record is from RefSeq and is a predicted model, not a curated record. Bases 115 to 1095 code for a protein of 326 amino acids. Gene Ontology annotation, biological process: DNA replication initiation; DNA replication. Gene Ontology annotation, cellular component: nucleus; nuclear origin of replication recognition complex. The transcript is spliced from 5 exons.
GAAACAGGAUCGCACAAGCCGUAUUUUAUUGUUCAUUUAAGUGGACUAGUUCAUGUCAAUGAUAAACGAGCACUGCAUUGUAUUGUGAAGCAACUGUGUUUAGAGACCGACCCGAUGGCUUGUUCAAUGAACACAUUUUCAGAAACCUUGGCAUAUAUGCUUUCCAUGCUUCAUCAUGGCACCAAACAAAGCACACCUGUAUUAUUUAUUCUUGAUGAAAUUGACUUGUUUGCUCAACAUCCAAAGCAGACACUUUUAUAUAAUCUGUUUGAUAUUUCUCAAAAAAAUGAGAGUCCGAUUGCCGUGAUUGGAAUGACAAGUCGUUGGGAUGCACUUGAACUCAUGGAAAAAAGAGUUAAAUCAAGAUUUUCGCAUCGGUUGAUCCACUUGUAUUCCGAGAAUUCAUUUGAAAAAUACUGCAAUCAACUGGUUUCAGUGUUGAGCAUCUCGUCUCAAGACGGCAUCAAAGAUCCAGCAUUUAUCAACACUUUUAAUGAAUCCGUCAAGAUGCUGUUUACUGAUCCUGACUCGAUUGAUAUUUGGCACGAUAUAUUUGACAUGUGCAACACAUGGAUAUCUGCACUCCAAGCCUUUACUCCAAUGAUAUGCAAACUCUCUGGAUCAGCACCAUUUUUCCAAGUUGAGGUUUGGAAACAAGUAUCGCAAGGGAGAAUUGGGUUUAGAGAUCAACGAACGGAUCUUGUGGAUGGUCUGUCGGUUUUGGAGCUAUGUUUGCUAAUUGCAAUCCGGUGUCUUUUGGAACGGCAAGUGACAACCUUCAACUUUGAAAUGGUAUAUGAAGAGUAUCGUGACUUUUCUAAACGGGUGGCUACAAUGGGACGAGCAAGUGGAUCCAUCUUUUAUAUUAAGCGAGUAGCUAGCAAAGCUUUCGAAACGCUUCUUGAAAUAGGAAUUGUCAAACCGGUCGAGGGUGCUGCAUCCAGAUCCUGUCCAAAAACACAUCGUCUUGUGCGAUGCAUGUUGAGUCGUCAUCAGAUCUCUGAUGCAGUUGAACAGUAUGAUCGAUUGGACACUUUUUGUUCAGCAGAAGUCAUUCAGUGGGGACGAUCCAAUUACAGUCGUAUUCACGCAUAAUGAAACACUUGUAUCUACGCUUUGGGAUAUAC